Molecule: messenger RNA, 5843 nt
Organism: Hydra vulgaris (swiftwater hydra)
Lineage: Eukaryota; Metazoa; Cnidaria; Hydrozoa; Anthoathecata; Hydridae
Product: NFX1-type zinc finger-containing protein 1
Biological process (GO): regulatory ncRNA-mediated heterochromatin formation
Cellular component (GO): nuclear RNA-directed RNA polymerase complex
Molecular function (GO): helicase activity
Source: RefSeq, a predicted model, not a curated record
UGCAUCUAUGUAGAAAACAUCUAUAAUGUUUUAAUAUUUAGUCUUAAAUAUUAGGAGGUUUUUAAAAUUUUAUCAAAAAUAAAUCUAAUACGUUUAAAUACGCUCACAUCAUUUGCAAAUAUCAUUCGAACAAUUUGCAAGAAAUCCAAUAUAAAAGAAUUCUAGAUAAUUAACUUCUAUUAAAGUUUUAAUGAAUAACAAUAAUAACAACCGUGGAAGAAGAAAUAAUGAUAGAAGAAGAAGAGGAAGAAAUGGUGCGCAAAAUAUUGGUGCACAACAUGGCAAUUUACAAAAUAAUGAACAUCAAGAACCUGGUCAACAAGAAUUAAAUAAAUAUAGGCUUGGUUUCAAAAUUUUUCAGGAAUGGUUAACAUUUGAUGCCGAAAAAUUACUCCAUACAUUAAAUGCAGAAAGAGCUUUUCAAGCUAUGUUAGAGAGUAAGGAAGUAAAAGAAGAAUGGAUGCCAAUUAUUAUAAAGAUUUUAUCCAUUGCUGUUGAUAGUAAAUUGUCACGUCAACUACUACAAAAUUUUUUGAAAACCCUUACCCAGUCCUUAUUUUUUCGAGCUAAUGUUGGUAAAUUUAUAGUAAAGUUAUUAACCAGCAGUAAUGUUGUCAAUGUUGAAGAAAGUAAACUGUGCAUCAAAAAUUUGCUAGUCAUUUUUAGAACUAUGUUUAAAACUAUGCCUAAUGCAUGUGACAAUAUAUUGCCAGUCAUUAUAAACAUAGAUUGUCUUUCCAAAGAAAGAAAAGGAGAGUUACUAAUGUGUGAUGAAUCAAGGUGCUUGUUAAUGGAGUUGAACGAAAUUAAAGAUGAAGUUCAUGUCAACUUGAAACAAGAAUAUAAUAAAAGUAGUGCUGAUAAUGUUUUCGAUAUGGGACCACCGCCUAAUGACUUUUGGACUAUUUCAAUAUUUCCAACAGCUCUAGACAUUAAUCCUGAAAAUGACAUUUAUUUGCGACAAAAUAAGAUAAAAGGUGGAUAUGAGAACGUUGAUCAUUAUUUAGAUGUUCAAUUUCGCCUUAUGCGAGAGGAUUUUGUUGCCCCGCUUCGUGAAGGAGUUAAAAUGUUCCAGGAGCAACUUUAUUUAAGAAAACCUCGUCAUUUAAAUAAUUUACAUGUUUACACUAAUGUAAAAAUUCUUUUUCCUGUUUGUACUGCUAAUAAAGGAUUAACUUACAGAAUCAGAUUUGAUAUUGAAAAACUAAAACAUGUUCGCUGGGAGGUGUCGCGUCGAUUAAUUUUUGGUUCUCUAGUAUGUCUAUCACAAGAUAACUUUAAGACAAUCCUUUUUGCUACAGUAUCCGACAGAGAUACAAAAUUAAUUAAAAAAGGAGAGCUGGAACUUAAAUUUGAGCAGGGUGUUGACCAAAAUAAAGUGUCAGAAAUAUCUGCUGACCAGACUUUUUUGAUGGCUGAAACAAGUGCAUAUUUUGAAGCUUACCGCCAUGUUUUAGUAGGUUUACAAGAGAUGCGAAAUGAAAACUUUCCAUUUGAGCGUUACAUUGUGCUUGCAAAUAACAACAUUUUACCUCCAAGAUACUUACAGAGAAAUGUAGUUGAAAAUGGUAUUUUUGAUUUAAGACCUGUUGUUGAUGCUAAAUCAGUGUUAAAAAAUCAAGAUUUUAGUGAUACUGAUGAAGAUCUAGGAAGUAGUGAUGACGAUAUAUUUCUGGGAGCACAUAUAACAAAAGAUAAAACUAAAUACAGUGAUACAGCUGAAAAUGUAGCUAAAGCUGUUAAAAUUUUGAAUAGCCCAUCUUGGCCUGAUGCUGCUACAUUACAUUUGGAUCCUUCUCAGUAUAGAGCACUAAAAGCAGCUCUUUCUAGGGAAUUUUCAAUUAUCCAAGGUCCACCUGGUACUGGUAAAACAUAUAUUGGUCUGAAAGUAGUAAAAGCAUUAUUACACAAUUCUAAUUCUUGGUGUAGAGAUCCUGUGACAACAGAUGUUGAACCACGACCUAUUUUGUUAGUUUGUUAUACAAAUCAUGCUUUGGAUCAAUUUUUAGAGGGUGUGUCAAAAUUUUUAAAUAAUGGGAUUGUGCGUGUUGGAGGGAGGAGUCAGUGUAAAGCACUGGAACCAUUUUUACUUAAAAAUUUACGAAAUAACAGUCGAAGUUUGAGAAAAGUUCCAGUGGAGAUUUUUCGAGGUCGCAUACAAGCUAGAUCGGAAUUAGAUGGUUUAGAGGCUGAAAUUAAUAACAUAAGAGAACAGUUGGAAGCUACUCAAAGAGGGGUUAUACAUGAAGACACUUUAUCAGUUUCCAUUGAUAACAAUCAUAUUGAAAGUCUUCAAUUUGGUUACUUUGUUUAUCAAGCUCAGAAAGAUGUUAAUGGGUGGUCAACUGUCAACUCAAAACAAUCUAUGAUUAUUGAAUGGCUUGGCUUAGAAAAUAUGAUGGAAGAAGACAACAACAAAAUUGAACAUGGAUUUGAUCAACUUAAGUUGGAAGAUGAAGACGAUUUAGCAAUUGAUGAUGAAGUGCAGCAUGAGAUUGAAAAUCGGCGAUUAGAUUUAGAAGAUGACUCAAAGGAAAAAACUAAAAAUUCCAAAAAAGAGUUGAAUAUAAACAAAUAUUUGGCAAUGAAUAUUGAAAAUCUUGAUAAUGAUGUUGAUAUGAUAAACAAAUUUAUACCUGUUAAAAUUUCAAAAAGAAAACUUAGGCAAAGGUUAAAACUUUUACUGCAUGGUGGUGCUGCAAUGACUUCGAAUGAAGCUAAUGCUAUAAAUGAUGUUUGGGCUUUAGCAACCGAAGACCGUUGGAAGUUAUAUCGUUAUUGGGUGAAUUUGUAUCAAAAUUAUCUUAAGCUUAAGGUCAGUAAUUUAGAAGUUCAGUAUCAAAAAACAUUCAAUAUUGUUGAAGAAAUGCUUCAAUUAGAGGAUCUUAAUAUUAUGCGAAAAGCAAAAGUAAUUGGCAUGACAACUACUGCUGCUGCAAAAUAUAGGAGUGUUUUAGGAGAAUUAAGGUCAAAAAUCCUUGUUGUAGAAGAAGCUGCUGAAGUACUAGAAUCACACGUUGUUACUACGAUACCAAAUUCUUGUGAUCAUAUUAUACUAAUAGGUGAUCACAAACAGUUGCGACCAAGUCCAAAUGUAUACAAGCUUGCAAAGAAGUAUAAUCUUGAGAUUUCAUUAUUUGAGAGAAUGGUGAAUAACAAUGUACCUUGUGAAACACUGCAAGAGCAACAUCGCAUGCGCCCUCAAAUAUCAAAUCUUAUGCUUAAUAUAUAUCCUGAACUGAAAGAUCACAAUUCUGUUUUGAUGUACGAAAGCAUUAAAGGUGUACAAUCUAACAUUUUUUUUAUAACACACAAUUUUCUGGAAGAAAGUGAUACCGAAAUAAAAAGCAAAAGUAAUGAUCAUGAAGCUAAAUAUGUUGCUGCAUUAUGUAAAUAUCUAAUGUUGCAAGGCUAUAAACCUGAUCAGAUUACAAUAUUGACUCCAUAUACUGGCCAGUUAAUAAAGCUAAAAAAAUACAUGCCCAAAGAAAAGUAUGAAGGUGUUCGAGUAACAGCUGUUGAUAACUUUCAGGGUGAAGAAAAUGAAAUAAUACUUUUAUCUCUUGUGCGCAGCAAUAAUGAAGGCAAAAUUGGAUUUCUAGGUGAAGAUAAUAGAGUUUGUGUUGCUUUAUCACGAGCUAAAAAGGGGUUUUACAUUAUUGGUAACAUAGAUUUUCUUGCUAAAUACAGUGCAUUGUGGAAAAAAAUUAAAAUAAGUUUAGAGAAAGUUAACUGUGUUGGUCCUGCUCUGCAGCUUUGCUGCCAAAAUCAUAGUUCUGAUCCAGGUAUACGAGCUUCUAAAUCUGAAGAUUUUUUGAAUGCUCCUGAGGGUGGUUGUCAAAAACCGUGUGAAGCCAGAUUAGUGUGUGGUCAUGCUUGCACACUUGCUUGUCAUGCCUAUGACAAGGAGCACAAAAUAUACAAAUGCCAAAAAACAUGCAACAGAAUAAUAUGUGAUUUUGGACAUUUUUGUAAAAAGAAAUGUUUUCUUGAAUGUGGCAAUUGUACAGUGUUGCAGCCAAAAAAACUACCAAAAUGUGGACAUACGCAAGAUGUUCCAUGUUCACAAACUCCCAGUUCUUUCAUAUGUUUAGCUCGCCCAUGUAAUUAUAAACUGAAUUGUGGACAUUAUUGCUCAAAUGCUUGUGGUGAAAAUCACACAAAGCAAUGCAAAACUAUUGUUCCUUAUUAUUUUCCAGAAUGUAACCAUACUGAAAAGGUGGAGUGUUAUGAGAAAUUAAACAAUCCAUCUUGUAAAACAAAGUGUCUUGAUAUACUUGAUUGUGAACAUAAGUGCAAUGGUAAUUGUUCCACUUGUUUUCAAGGUUUUAUUCAUGAAGCAUGUUCUAAUAAAUGCAGCCGAAUUUUGGUAUGUGGACAUGAAUGUUUAAGUCCAUGUGCUAAGAAUUGUCCUCCCUGUGAACGUAAGUGUCAAAACCGAUGUAUUCAUAGUCGCUGCUUAUCAAGAUGUGGAUUACCUUGCAAUCCAUGUAGAGAACCUUGUGGGUGGAGCUGCCCUCAUUACAAAUGUUCUAGGUUAUGUUAUGAACCUUGUGACCGUCCUCGCUGCAAUAGGAAAUGUGAGCAACGAUUAAAAUGUGGUCAUCCAUGUAUUGGUCUUUGUGGUGAGUCUUGUCCUGAUAAGUGUCGCUACUGUGAUAGAGAGCAUGUGCAAGAAAUAUUUUUUGGAACAGAAGAUGAUCCAAAUGCUUGUUUUGUUCAAUUGGAAGAUUGCAGACACAUUUUUGAAGUUACUGGUUUAGAUCAGUGGAUGGAUCAAGAAAACAGUGAAAUAACAAUGAAAAAAUGUCCCAAAUGUAAUGUAGUCAUUCGGCGAAAUUUAAGAUAUGGAAAAGUUAUUAAAAAAAUACUUAAUGACAUCGAAACUGUUAAAAAGCAGUUUGUAGGUGAAGCUAAAGCAAUAAAAGAAAAUAUAGUUAUUGUACUGGAAAACAUUGAAAAUUUAAAUGCUGACAUAGCAGAUUGCAGUUUGCUAGGAAUUAGUGAAUUCAACAUUGAAAGAAUUAAAUCAAUUUUAAAAGAAUGCAAAAUUAUAACAGAAGUUAAUGGAUACAAUUAUAUAGUUUUAUUUUUAAGCCGUCUAUGCAAAAUAUGGAAAGGUUUAUCUAAGGAUAAAAGUUUACAAGAUUCAAAAGAUGGUAUAGAGUUGAAAGAUAAAAUAAAGAGACUUUGUCAGUGGUUGUUAAAUCUUCCAAAGCUUACACAUCAACAAAUAGUGGAGACAGAUAGAGAGAUUAUGAAAUUUUUUUUAAUGCAGAGGUAUCUUCAGACAAAUAAAGAAUUAAAAAAUAAUAAAAACAAUCUUUCAAAUAAGUUGUUGCUAUGUAUAGAAAAAGUUGAAAAUUAUCUUUUUUCCAAAAAACCAUUAAGAAAUGCUGAAGUUUUAAUUGCAGAAGUUGAAAAGCUAAUGAAAGAAAUUGAAAGAUUGUUUCCUAAGUCUAGUCUUGGUGUUUCUGAAGAAGAAAAAAAAAUGAUUAUUCGUGCAAUGGAUUUAAAACAAGGACACUGGUUUAAAUGUCCAAAUGGACAUGUUUAUUGUAUUGGAGAGUGUGGAGGAGCAAUGGAAGAAGCUAAAUGUCCAGAAUGUGGGGCUGGUAUUGGUGGUACUAGUCAUCAUUUAAGAGACGAUAAUUUGGUGGCUGGAGAAAUGGAUGGCGCUCGGUUUUCAGCUUGGUCUGAACAAGCCAAUAUGAUAGCAAACUUUCGUUUUGACGAUUAAUUCUUUUUAAACAUUCGAUGUUGUUAUUUUUUAACGAUAAUUGUAAUUGAAGGGUAUUAAAACCAAUUAAUUUACUGUAUCUAAAUAUAGAUCUUUUUAAUAA